AUUGAUUCUUUUUUCAUGCAUUAUUUUUCCAUUAUCUGAAGAUAGAUACACAGGUACAUAAACUUGUUGUGACCCCUCCCCUCCCAAAUAUACCUUUUUUAAUUAUGUUAAUACAGUUAGCAUUGCUGCAUGGAAAACUCAAGACUUGAAAAAAACAGUGUCACUAUUAUGAAUGCAGUAUAUAUUAAUAAAAGUGAUAAAAAUAUUGAGCCAGCUGAUGAACAUAAAUGUGAUUCAACAAAUUCUGAUAACAGUCCAAGUGAAGAAUCCAUCGUCCCAUUGCCUUGUCCCCCUCUAAAGCCUGAGGACACAGACUGUUGUGGGUCAGGAUGUGUGCCAUGUGUGUUUGAUAUCUACGAACAGGAUUUAAAAAUAUGGAGAAAAGAAUGCAGAAAAAUAAAAGAAAAACAGAGAAAUGAAGAAAAUCUGUCUGAUGAUCAUUUGCUGUCUGAUUCUGAGUAUAGGAAGUUCUGUAUCACAGAAAUCAGACAAGAAACAAACAAUUGUUUUCGCUAUCGACUGAAGUUGUCAGAAUUUUCAUCCUUGGGACUCAAAGUAGGACAGCAUAUCAUUGUUAGGGAUACAAACAAUGGUUCAGCAGUUAGUCGACAGUAUACCCCUAUAACUGAUGUCUGUUGCUUGGGACAUUUUGAUCUCCUCAUCAAGAUUUAUGACCAUGGAAAAAUGAGUCAGUGUGUCAGACAAUGGAGUGUCGGUACGGGUAUUGAGGUUAGAGGGCCAUUUGGAAAUCUGCAGUAUUCUCCUAACAAGUACAGGAAGUUGCUUCUUUUAGCUGCUGGAACAGGCAUUGCUCCCAUGAGUCAAGUUAUCCAAUGCAUUCUGGGAAAUGAAGAAGAUGAUACACUGAUUCAGCUCUAUUAUGCUUGUAAAUCAUAUGAGGAAAUUCUUAUGAAGUCUGAACUAAAUGAAUGGUCAUCAUUCUGGAAUUUUUCAGUCACCUACAUAUUAAGUCAGGAAACAGGAAAUGGGAGGUCCUACAGGUAUGGAGACAAAGUCUGUGAGGGUAGAAUGGAUUUGGCUUUUCUCACCAAAAAUGUGUCACCCUCUGACAUUAACUCAGGAACUUUUAUUUUGGUCUGUGGAACAAAAUAUUUUGACAAUGACAUGAUUGAACAUUGCAAACAUCUCAGUUUUAAAGAUAUCCAGAUACAUAGAUUUUAAGGAUGACUUUGAAAUAUAUUUUGAAUGUUAGAAAGUCAAAGGUAAAAUUUCAUUAUUCUUUUUGCGCUACAACUGUUGAUU
Molecule: messenger RNA, 1263 nt
Organism: Saccostrea cuccullata (small rock oyster)
Lineage: Eukaryota; Metazoa; Mollusca; Bivalvia; Ostreida; Ostreidae
Product: NADH-cytochrome b5 reductase-like
Exons: 6
Coding region: 130-1182 (350 amino acids)
Molecular function (GO): cytochrome-b5 reductase activity, acting on NAD(P)H
Source: RefSeq, a predicted model, not a curated record